This is a messenger RNA of Plasmopara halstedii, 1380 nucleotides long. RefSeq names its product dead deah box rna. The record is from RefSeq and is a predicted model, not a curated record. The coding region runs from base 1 to 1380 and encodes 459 amino acids. Gene Ontology annotation, molecular function: ATP binding; nucleic acid binding. NCBI's taxonomy places the organism in Eukaryota, Oomycota, Peronosporomycetes, Peronosporales, Peronosporaceae. Gene Ontology annotation, cellular component: nucleus. The transcript has 2 exons.
AUGCCUGAUGUAACGGAGGACGAAGACGUGACGCCACGUUUUCUCACCAAGUACAGCGUGGACAAGCUGUCCGAGCUAUGGGACUUAAAACCAGAAAUAUGCGCUGCACUAGGAAAACUUAAGAUUCAAUCGUUUUUUCCUGUACAGGCCGUAGCUAUUCCCAAGAUCCUGGCUAGCGACAGCGACCGCGUGACGGACAUCUGCAUCUCGGCGCCCACAGGCAGCGGCAAAACACUUACUUAUGUGAUUCCCAUCGUGCAGCGUCUACUCAAUCGCAUUGUAUGUCGCAUACGAGCGCUAAUUGUCCUUCCAAGUCGUGACUUGGCUCUACAGGUGCAUCAGGUCGUGCAGCAGUUCGUUCAUAAUACGCCACUGACAUGCGGACUGGCCAUUGGUCAGAGAAACUUUGCGGCGGAGCAGAGCGCACUUGUGGGAUCAUCUAUGAAAGACAUUAAGUCCUCUGUAAUCGAUGGAGGAAGCAGCUUGGUAGACAUUCUGGUUGCUACUCCAGGUCGGCUAGUGGACCACCUGGAACAGACGCCGGGUUUCACGUUGCAGCAUCUGCAAAUAAUGAUUGUUGACGAAGCCGAUCGGUUAUUAAACCAGUCGUACCAAGACUGGAUACAAAAAGUGUACGCAAGUGUUUUUAUCGGCCACUUGGUUGACGACGACGGUCUGGAUUUGGGCGUUGGGGUCACAUGCCGGCGCCGAGACUCCAUCAAUCGACGCCGUAUCCGCACGCCACUGACUCGGGUCUUGCUGUCUGCCACAUUGACGCGCAAUCCAAGAAAACUGGCUGCAAUUGGUAUGAGUAAUGCCGAGUUGACUAAGAUUGGUCGCAUUGAUGACCCUCUAGCUGAUAACGCAAAACAGAGCAAUGUUGAUGAAAUGGACAAUGCGAAUGAUGAAAAUGACGAAGUUGCUGAAACGACGAAGAUGUACUCAACACCUGUUAAUCUGGAUGAGUACUGGAUCGAAUGUGAUACGGGAUCCAAACCGCUCGUUCUGCUAGAGCUGCUGAGCGAAUUUGCUAACUCGCUGACCAUUGUCUUUACGGCAAGUGUAAGCUCGACUCAUCGUCUUGCAAGGUUGCUUCAAUUGUACUCGGCACACUCGGAACGUGUACGCGAAUUUUCAAGUAAUCUGUCGCAGAAGCAGCGAUCAUCUCUUGUGGCCGACUGCAAGGCAGGACGAAUACAGACGGUCGUGUGCUCUGAUGCGAUGGCUCGUGGAAUGGAUAUUGAGGAUGUCGCGAAUGUUGUAAACUACGACGUGCCUACAUUUAUCAAGACGUACAUUCAUCGUGUGGGGCGCACAGCGCGUGCUGGUCGUCACGGUCGCUGUGUGACACUCGUCAAGAUGGGACAGAUGAAAGCAUGA